This is a messenger RNA of Hyaloscypha bicolor E, 2124 nucleotides long. Its product is annotated as putative dipeptidyl peptidase 3. Gene Ontology annotation, molecular function: metalloexopeptidase activity; dipeptidyl-peptidase activity. The coding region runs from base 1 to 2124 and encodes 707 amino acids. Gene Ontology annotation, cellular component: cytoplasm. Gene Ontology annotation, biological process: proteolysis. NCBI's taxonomy places the organism in Eukaryota, Fungi, Ascomycota, Leotiomycetes, Helotiales, Hyaloscyphaceae. The record is from RefSeq and is a predicted model, not a curated record. The transcript is spliced from 5 exons.
AUGAACGCACAGGAACUCAAGAAUUUCCUUGCGGAUUCUCCGCCAAGCACCGUCAACCUCGAGAUCAAGAAGCACUUCGAGGCUCUGUCAGAUCAGCAGCGACGUUAUGCACACUACAUCAGCAGGUCUGCCUUCACUGGCAUGCGCAUAACUCUCCGUCAGACUUCUCCCGAAUCCGAAAGCAUCUAUGACUUCAUAAUUGAGCUCUAUAAGGCAUCUAAUGGCGACUGGAAAUCACUCCAGACGAAGGCAGGCAUCAGUGACGAGGAAUUGAAGUACUUCCUCGAGUACGCUACCAUGUUUUUAGGCAAUUGCGGAAAUUAUAAGUCUUUCGGAGACUCAAAGUUCGUCCCACGAGGUGAUGAGAAAGCUUUCGAUGCCCUCGCUGCUGUCUACCCAAAAACCAACGAGUUCUACAAGGCAACGAAGGGUGCAAUUUUCUCAAGUGGUAAUUCCGGCAUGAUGCACUUGGGAUAUCCGGACGAAGGUCACCUGUCAACGUAUUACCCAGAUUCUAAGGGAAUUACCAAGACAGAUAUUAGUGCUGUCUCGGACUUCUUAGAGAAGAAGGGCCUCCUUGUGGAGAACACCAGACUGAGGAAAAAUCCUGACCGUAGCUUCGACGUGUUGAUUGCUGCAGCUGUCACAAAUGUCCCCACUGCAGGUGGAGAUAUCGGGAAGGAAACUGAGUUCGAGAUCGACGAUGGUUCGCUGAAAGGACAUAAAUUGAGACUGGUCUACGGUGAUUACUCUAGUAUCAUGAGUCUCAUCGCUGGCUACCAUAAGAAAGCUGCCGAGAAUGCCGAGAAUGAUAACCAGAAGAACAUGCAGCUCGCCUAUGCUAAGUCUUUCGAGGAAGGUUCUCUGGAAGCUUUCAAGAACUCGCAGCGAUUCUGGAUUCGGGAUAAGAGACCUAUGGUUGAGUCGAACAUCGGCUUUGUUGAGACUUACAGAGAUCCUCAUGGAGUGAGAGGAGAGUGGGAAGGCUUUGUUGCAACGGUCAAUCUGGAGCGCACGAAAGCGUUCGGCUCCCUAGUCGACGCAGCCGAAGCCAUGAUUCCAAAAUUGCCAUGGUCCAAGGACUUCGAGAAAGACAAAUUCUUGAGCCCAGACUUUACCAGCCUGGAAGUCUUGUCAUUCGGAUGCUCUGGGCUUCCAGCGGGCAUUAAUAUCCCAAAUUACGAUGAUAUUCGACAGACGGAGGGCUUCAAAAACGUUUCAUUGGGCAAUGUUCUCAGUGCCAAAGCUCCGAAUGAGAAGAUCCCAUUCAUCUCUGAAGCUGACCUCGCGGUUUUUCAGAAAUAUCGUGAUUCCGCCUUCGAGGUCCAGGUCGGGAUUCAUGAACUCCUUGGCCAUGGAACAGGUAAACUGCUUCAAGAGACUGAGACCGGUGUCUAUAAUUUCGAUAUAAAUUGUCCGCCCAUCAGUCCAAUAACUAACAGGCCGGUCACUACUUACUACAAACCUGGCCAGACGUGGGGCUCUGUAUUUGGAAGUAUAGCAGCAAGUUAUGAAGAAUGCCGAGCCGAGUGCGUUGCGAUGGCAUUGGCUUGUGAUUUUUCUAUAUUGAAAAUCUUCGGUUUCGGGGAUGGGAAGCCAGAUAUGGAUGGUGAAGCAGGAGAUGUGCUGUACGCGGCAUACCUAUCAAUGGCGCGAGCUGGGAUCGCAUCAAUGGAGAUGUUCGAUCCCAGUAAAGGGAAAUGGGGCCAAGCUCACUCCCAAGCGCGAUUUUCCAUCUUGAAGUGUUUCCUCGACGCUCCAGACGACUUUUGCAAGCUGGAUUACAAAAAUGAAGACCUUUCAGACUUGAUGAUAAAGCUUGAUCGAAGCAAAAUCACUACUGUAGGACGGAAAGCUGUUGAAGCUUAUCUGCAGAAGCUCCACAUUUACAAGUCUACUGCAGAUGUCGAGGAAGGCACGAAGCUGUAUGCUGACAUGACUUAUGUUGAGCCCGAGUUCUGGGGCCAGAAGGUCAGGCAUGAAGUCCUCAGGAACAAGCAGCCACGGAAGGUCUUCGUACAGACGAACACUGUACUUGAUGAAGCCACGGGCAAGGUAGCAUUGGUGGAAUAUGAACCAAGCUUGGAGGGAAUGAUCAAAAGCUUUGCUGAGCGGAAUAUUUAG